UCCGUCAUCUUGAUUCCUGUCACCAUGCAUGGUGUCUAUUGCAUGCUUGCAACUUGCAAUCUAUAGUGAAACGAGAAAAUGAAAGGUAUUACGAAAGGCUAAGCAAGCUGCAAUUACCUCUGACACUGGAGCGCUUUUACUUACUUACUUUGAGAUACGGACGCGUUUUCUGAUUGUGUAUUGUUCUAUGAACAUGGCUGAGUCUCAAGAGUUAUUGUUGCAAAAAAUUAAAGAUCAAGGAGAUCUCGUCAGGAAAUUGAAAUUGGCAAAAGAAUCUAAUGAGAAGGGAAAGGAGAUAAAAUAUUAUGAUCUUGGCGAAAUAGACAAACUCAUGUCUCAGUAUAGUUACGUCUGCGGCUACAUGCCUAGUGAUUGUGAUAUUGAAUUACACAAAAGUUUAGGGAACAACAUAGAUUUCGAAAAUUAUAAGUAUAUCAGGAGAUGGUGGUACCAUAUGCGGAGUUUUAAUGAGUCUGAGAUUAAGUUAUUCGAUAAAAAUGUAAUGCCAAAGUGUAUUUAUAAGGAGAAUAAGAAAUCACUUGAUGAACAGAUCAAAGAAGAGGUUGCAAAAUUACUGGCUUUGAAAGCCCAGUUAAGUCCUGAAGAUGUUGCUCCACAAAAGUUCACUCUCAAAACACCAAAAGGAACCCGGGAUUAUAAUCCUCAGCAGAUGACUAUAAGAAAUAAUGUCCUUCAGAAAAUAAUUACAGUAUUCAAGAAACAUGGAGCAGAGUGUAUAGACACACCAGUUUUUGAAUUAAGGGAAGUGCUAACUGGAAAGUAUGGUGAGGAUUCCAAAUUAAUUUAUGACUUGAAAGACCAAGGAGGUGAGAUUUUGUCCCUGAGAUAUGACCUGACGGUGCCCCUAGCCCGCUACCUGGCUAUGAGCAAGAUUUCCACCUUGAAGAGAUACCACAUUGCUAAGGUGUACAGGCGGGACAACCCGGCUAUGACAAGAGGCAGAUACAGAGAGUUCUAUCAGUGUGAUUUUGACAUUGCUGGUCAAUAUGAUCCCAUGGUUCCCGAUGCAGAGUGCCUAAAAGUGGUGACAGAGAUUCUGGACACUUUAGACAUCGGGAAGUAUGUGUUGAAGAUCAAUCACAGGCGUCUGCUGGAUGGCAUGUUUGAAGCAUGCGGUGUGCCUGCAGACCAAUUCCGAACAACUUGUUCUACAGUAGAUAAGCUGGAUAAGUCUCCAUGGGAAGAAGUGAGAGCGGAGAUGAUAAACGAGAAAGGUAUAUCGCCCGAUGCGGCCGACAGAAUAGGCGAGUAUGUGCGUUUGAAUGGCAGCACAGAACUUAUCGAGAAACUGUUACAAGAUGAAAAGCUGUCUAAGAAUAAAGCGGCUAUUGAAGGAAUCAACGGAGUCAAGUUAUUAUUGGAGUAUUGUGAACUCUUUGGCAUUAAGGAUAAGAUACUGUUUGAUUUGAGUUUAGCUAGAGGACUGGAUUAUUAUACUGGAGUUAUUUAUGAAGCUGUUUUAACAGAGCCAAUAAAAGUUGGAAAUGAGGAGCAGACUGUAGGCUCCAUCGCUGGCGGUGGGAGAUAUGAUAACCUCGUUGGCAUGUUCGACUCUAAAAGCAAACAGGUUCCAUGCGUGGGCGUUAGUAUCGGCGUAGAGCGAAUAUUUUCGGUAUUAGAAGCCAAGCUAGCGGCGGGCGAGAUGCGCGUGCGCACCAACGAAGUAGAUGUUUAUGUUGCGUCUGCUCAGAAGAACUUCCUUGAGGAGAGGAUGAAGAUAUGCGCAGAACUUUGGAAUGCUGGUAUCAAGACGGAGCAAUCAUACAAGAAAAACCCUAAAAUGCUAAAUCAACUCCAGCACUGCGAAGAUAAUGGAAUCCCUUUAGCAGUUGUUCUCGGCGAGUCUGAGUUAAAACGAGGCGUGGUUAAGAUUCGAAAUAUCCAAACGAGACAAGAAGAAGAAGUGCCGAGAGAAAACCUUGCUCAGGAGUUGAAGACAAGGAUAGCUGCGUUGGAUAAGAAAGAGACGAAUGGCCCGACACCAUCACGCGUUUGAUUUUGUAUACUUGUUUCUUUUAUUACAUAUAAAGACUGGUUAUACAAUGCGUUGUUUAUCGUAUGUUACAACUUUAGGGUGCAAGAUCAUGUUAAACUUCUUUUAUUGACAAUACAAUAACAAAUAGUUGCAAUAAAAUUGCGCCACAAUAAAUUACAGCAAAUUCGCAAUCAUGUAUUAAAAAUAUAGCAGCAAAAGGCGAUCUUAUUUACCAGUAAAUGAAAGGAAGAAUAAAAUCAUUUUGAAAACUAACUAACCCCUUUACAAAUAAAUUAUCUAUUUGAAUGAUAGGUUUACUGAAAAUCGCUCACGAUCGCAGAUUAUCAUACGUUAAAAAUCGCAUUGUGUAAAAAGGCUUACCUGAUGAAUGUAUUAUACAAAUGAAACAAGAUGUGAUAUCCUCGCUGAUUUUAAACCAUUUCGUAAUCAGUAUUAGGCAUUUAUUUUUCAAGUUUGUCAGUGGUAAUUUUUAUAAAAACCUAAGUAAUUUAUUCAUUACAUCUUUGAUA
Molecule: messenger RNA, 2526 nt
Organism: Amyelois transitella
Lineage: Eukaryota; Metazoa; Arthropoda; Insecta; Lepidoptera; Pyralidae
Gene: HisRS
Product: histidine--tRNA ligase, cytoplasmic
Exons: 9
Coding region: 188-2017 (609 amino acids)
Biological process (GO): histidyl-tRNA aminoacylation; mitochondrial translation
Cellular component (GO): mitochondrion; cytoplasm
Molecular function (GO): ATP binding; histidine-tRNA ligase activity
Source: RefSeq, a predicted model, not a curated record